AUGGUGACUUUCUUGAUCCUUCUUCAAGCGCCUGCAAGCUACGGGCUGAUAAGCAGCCGCGCGAGUAGCAGGAGAGGAGAUGGCUCAGCUCUGCCUUCGCAGGCACCCCUACACUACUGCCCACCAGAAGAAAUGGAGUUGCUGACACUGAAGUUCGGAGCUAUACCACAGAAAAAGAAGCAUGUUCAGGGGCCCGAUGUCUACAUCCCCCAAUCGGUAGCUAAGCUAGUUGACGGACCCUGUCCUGUCCACGGAAAGCUUCACGCCCUGGAAUGGAAUAACUUCAGAAAGCCGAGUGCCGAACCUCCGAUAAAGACUCUUGGAAAGAAAGAUAUAUGCAUCCGCUCGGGCAACCAGGGGGUCGUUCACACGACAGGUCCACAGCUACAAGGUAAGCGACAAGAUGUUCCCGAGUGUUCAGCGUUUGGAAGCAAUCGAACUAGACUUCACCAGACCCCUAUGAGGACAGCGGAUAAGCAGAGAUUCCGAGAAUCCAAUCUACUCUGA
Striga asiatica is the source of this 507-nucleotide messenger RNA. Lineage: Eukaryota; Viridiplantae; Streptophyta; Magnoliopsida; Lamiales; Orobanchaceae. The record is from the annotation of a GenBank genome assembly.